AAAAAUUAUUGUCUGCUUAUCAGUAGGCGCCCAUAUAGUGAGCGUCCGACGAUUGAGCUCACUAUAAAAAGUGCAGCCAACAAAUGCAUUGCCAUUAAACUCACUUCAAGUGUCUUAAGAAGAGCAAUAGCGUCUACUCAAGCGCCAAUAAACGACAAAACCCGUAAAUCCCACCCUUUAGAGAGCAGAAAAAUUCGUAUCAACAUGAACUUCAAUAAAGUCUUCAUCUUCUUGGUUCUGCUGGUCGCUAUCUUCGCCGGACAAACCGAGGCCGGUUGGCUCAAGAAGAUCGGCAAGAAAAUCGAGCGUGCUGGUAAGCACGCCAUAGAUACCGCCAUUAAAGUUGUUGUGGCCAAAGAGAUCGGCAGAGGCUAGCAGCUGCCACAUUACCAAACAGCCACUGCCUAAAUUAAUUAUUGUUAA
Bactrocera tryoni is the source of this 423-nucleotide messenger RNA. RefSeq names its product sarcotoxin-1B-like. Gene Ontology annotation, cellular component: extracellular region. The transcript has 2 exons. Gene Ontology annotation, biological process: defense response to Gram-positive bacterium; antibacterial humoral response; defense response to Gram-negative bacterium. The coding region runs from base 205 to 375 and encodes 56 amino acids. The record is from RefSeq and is a predicted model, not a curated record. Lineage: Eukaryota; Metazoa; Arthropoda; Insecta; Diptera; Tephritidae.